CAGGGGCCCGAGGAGGCCCUCCAUCAGCGAGCAGCAGUGUGUCCGGGUAUCCAGGCAAGGCGACGCCCUUCAUACUUCACCCGGCGGGGCUCCAUGUUCUUCGAUGAGGACGGAGAUUUGGCGCACGAAUUCUACGAGGAAACAAUCGUGACAAAAAAUGGCCGCAAGCGGGCGAAACUCAAACGCAUUCACAAGAACCUGCGGCCACAGGGCACCAUCAAGUUAGACCACCCGUGCAUCCAUGUGGACUUCCCUGUCGUACUCUGUGAGGUCUGA
Messenger RNA from Staurois parvus, 276 nucleotides. Lineage: Eukaryota; Metazoa; Chordata; Amphibia; Anura; Ranidae. The record is from the annotation of a GenBank genome assembly.